AUGGGCCUUCACAUGACCCUCGAGGAGUUCCUGCCCUACGUGAAGAAGUCGCUUGACGCCACGUUCAGGAGAGCAAGGGGGAUCGAGACUGAAAAGUCGAACCAGUACUCGAAAGUGCUCCACGACCUGUGUGCCGAUGUGGACAUCCUUAAAGAUGGAAGAUUUAACAAGCAACUGGAGCUGCAGUGUCUCUGCGUCCACCCCAACUACGGCAACAAGGGCCUGGGAAUGAAGCUCGUUCGGCUGAGUGAGGAGAAGGGCAAGGACCUUGGCUGCGACGUGGCCACCAUCCAAGCGGUGAACGCCGUCACCGACCACAUAGCCAAGAAGACGGGAUACACGACGGUCCGUCGGGUCGACGUUAGGGACAUCAGAGACGAGACGGGACGUCCCCUGCUUGACUUGGAGGCCGUCAGGGAAGGGACAGGAACCUCCUACUUCACAUAUUACAUGAAGAAGCUCUAGGAAGAAAUGACUAAGCAGAUAUUCCCCGUAGGAGGGUAGUGCCGUCAGUGGACCUCAUGUGGUGCACUGUAGGCAUUACUUACGGUUCUUGGCAGCGUCCCUUCGGCCCCUAGCUGCAACCACUUUCGUUCCUUUUACUGUACCUCCUUUCAUAUUCUCUUUCUUCAUCUUACUUUCCACUCUCUCCUAAUAUUUGAUUCAUAGUGCAACUGCUUUGAGGUUUUCCUCCUGUUACACCUUUCAAGCCUUUUACUGUCAAUUUCCAUUUCAGUGCUUGGCCUAUGGCCUACUGUAAAUUCUAUAUUCAAAUCAACUCAACUCAGCUAAAGCUGUUAUUCACAGUCUUCUUGUACAUUUUUCUUUUUCGACAGAUAAACACCCUUUCUUAAUCACUCUGCCGGCGUCUAUAGGCCUCCUCGUGACCCCCACC
This is a messenger RNA of Macrobrachium nipponense, 895 nucleotides long. RefSeq lists its product as uncharacterized. Gene Ontology annotation, molecular function: N-acetyltransferase activity. The record is from RefSeq and is a predicted model, not a curated record. Lineage: Eukaryota; Metazoa; Arthropoda; Malacostraca; Decapoda; Palaemonidae. The transcript has 4 exons. Bases 1 to 465 code for a protein of 154 amino acids.